Molecule: messenger RNA, 1738 nt
Organism: Sesamum indicum (sesame)
Lineage: Eukaryota; Viridiplantae; Streptophyta; Magnoliopsida; Lamiales; Pedaliaceae
Gene: TPR8
Product: Tetratricopeptide repeat (TPR)-like superfamily protein
Biological process (GO): post-translational protein targeting to endoplasmic reticulum membrane
Cellular component (GO): membrane; TRC complex
Molecular function (GO): molecular adaptor activity; protein binding
Source: RefSeq, a predicted model, not a curated record
CUAGUAAAACCGGGAUAAGAUAUGGAUCCACCUGCUUCCAAACAUGAUACUUCUUAUUAAGAAGGAAAGAGGGGUAAAGAAUUAAAACUUUGCUUCGCCUCAGUGCGUUCAUCAAUGGCGAAUCUGACAACUGAUUCCCCUCUCUCCCGCCGCAUCGCCCGUUCUUUCCUCCAAUUCCUCAACUCCGUUGAACCUUCAGAGGGAGUUGAUAGUGAAGCGCUUGAUGUUGCGAAGGAAUGUUUAGCGGAGGUUUUUAAGAUUGAUCAGUUUUCCCUCCACAGUCAGCCAAAUUGUGAUUCCUUAAUCGAUAUUUUCAGCUCUCGUGAAGCGAUCGCACGUCAAGUUGUUGAUAGUGAGAGAAGUUCUGGUGCAUCCACUUCGUCCUCGGGAAAGAAUGCUGGAGGAGGGGACAAGACAAGAGAGCCACAUUCACCUGGGAAAGAUGAACUCUUUGGGCAAUUUUUUGGUGCUCUGGAAAAGAUCCACUAUUUCAGAAGAAUGCCUGAUGGAAAUGAUGAUCAGAUCCAGCUUGACAGAGCAACAUAUUUAUUUCACAAAGCUGUGGAGGAAAUGCAAAUAGCAGGGUGUCAAACAUUUGAUCAAAAGAUCCUGGCAGAAACAUUCAAAUCACAAGGUAAUAAGGCCAUGCAGUCUAAACUUUACACAGAAGCGAUCGAGCUGUAUACUUUUGCUAUUGCUUUAUGUGAAGACAAUGCUGUUUACUAUUGCAACAGGGCGGCUGCAUAUACCCAGAUUCAUCGAUAUGCUGAUGCAGUCCAAGAUUGUCUAAAGUCCAUAGAGAUCAAUCCAAAUUACAGCAAGGCUUAUAGUCGCUUGGGGUUUGCUUAUUAUGCUGAAGGGAAGUACAGGGAUGCAAUUGAUAAAGGCUUUAAGAAAGCCCUGCAGCUGGAUCCUAACAGUGAAUCAGUGAAAGAGAAUAUUCGGGUUGCCGAACAGAAACUGAAAGAAGAGCAACAAAGGGCGGGGCCUGGUCAGAGUUCAACUUCCACCAGUCAUGAACAGUCCAGCAAUCAACAUGGAGGUGGAUCUAGAACUAAUGCUGCGGGAACGCCUCCAUUUACUUCCAUGCCGUUCAACAUCAACGGUCUUCCUGCCGAUAUCACUAGCAUGCUAAUGAAUAUGGCCGGUAAUGCCUUCCCAGGACCACACCCUCAAAAUGGACAUGAAGGAGAGAAUGAAGCUGGUAUACAUAAUGAGCCAGGCAUCAGGGUUGGUGGGAACAUAAAUGUCAAUGUUAAUGAACUGCCUGAGGAUUUAUCUGGAGCUUUAAGGUCUAUGAUGGGAAUGUUCUCAGGAGCUGCAUCUCAUGGGAAUCAACAGGAUGAUAGCAAUGGAAGAUCAUCGGCAAGUUGAGCUAGGAAGAAGCACAAACUCUGCAAGUUGGUUUCUCCUGUUGAAAUUAGCUGCAUGAUACGCCCAUCUCUAACUGGUGGAUCCUUCUAUAAGCUGUAGUAGUUACAUUUACAUUUUGAUAACCAGCAAUAGUUUUUUGGUGGCUGGGGAGUCCUCUUCUAUCUUUCGUUCUUUCCCUUUCUUUCUUUUUAUCUUCAGGCGAUAAAUAGUCAUUAUUUUGCGGGAACAUUCUUUCCCAGCCAAGAUAAAACGCAUGUACAGAAAUUUGGUGAAACAGAAAGUGGGGAUGUAGGUAUCUUAAGACUGCUCUUGAGUUAUUUUGGUCCAAGUCGUUGGAAACCCUUCAAGUUAAUUCAAUUUUAGC